Messenger RNA from Naegleria lovaniensis, 984 nucleotides. RefSeq lists its product as uncharacterized. The coding region runs from base 1 to 984 and encodes 327 amino acids. The record is from RefSeq and is a predicted model, not a curated record. Lineage: Eukaryota; Heterolobosea; Eutetramitea; Acrasida; Naegleriidae. Gene Ontology annotation, biological process: transmembrane transport. The transcript is spliced from 2 exons.
AUGGAAUCAAAACCAUCAUCACCUUCGGAAGGAGUAAAGAAGAGUGCUUUCAAGCUGAAAAUCGAGGAACUUGCCAACGCAAAUGCUGGCAUAGGUUACAGUGUUUGUGGUGGUGUGAGUGGAGCUGUUUCAAGAACAGUGGCUGCCCCCUUUGAAAGGCUUAAAAUUCUGUUUCAAGUUCAGGACCUUUCUGUUCAAAACACAAAUCCAGGAGAAGUUAAAUAUAAUGGUAUAUUUCGUAGUUUAAUUCAAAUCGGAAAGGAUGAAGGAAUAACGGGAUACUUUAAAGGAAAUGGUAGUAAUGUUGUGCGUAUUGUUCCCUACACGGCAGCACAAUUUGUUUCCUAUGAAAAGUAUAAAGAAUUUGCUAUGGCUAGGUCGGAAGAUGGAAAAUUGACCACUGUUCAAAGACUUGUGUGUGGUGGUUUGGCUGGUAUGACUUCUGUUGUUGUUUCCUAUCCACUUGAUGUGGUGCGGUGUCGAUUGAGUGCACAAUAUGAACCAAAAAUCUAUCAUGGAAUUAAUCAUGCUUUGAAAAUGAUUUACAAACAAGAAGGAUUGUAUGGACUAUAUAGAGGUAUGGUUCCGACCCUACUCGGAAUUGCUCCAUAUGUUGCUCUUAAUUUUACAACCUAUGAGAAAUUGAAAGUAUUGUGCUUGGAAUAUUUAGGAUCUGAUAGUUUAGGUAUUGUUACCAAGUUGGCUCUUGGAGCUGUUAGCGGAACUUUUGCACAGACCGUUACUUAUCCAUUCGACGUGGUGAGAAGAAGAAUGCAAAUGGUUGGUAUGGGAGGUAGUACUGAGCACAUUUCACUAUCGGCCGCUUUCCGUCAAGUUUAUCAAAGAUAUGGUUUUGUUGGAUUUUACAAAGGUCUUCUUUCGAAUUAUUUGAAGGUCAUUCCAGUUGUUUCCAUCAACUUUGUUGUCUACGAAUACAUGAAGAUUUUCCUUGGAUUAUCUAAAGAAGGAUCAGGAGAAGUUUAA